Molecule: messenger RNA, 3501 nt
Organism: Xiphophorus hellerii (green swordtail)
Lineage: Eukaryota; Metazoa; Chordata; Actinopteri; Cyprinodontiformes; Poeciliidae
Product: claudin-4-like
Cellular component (GO): membrane; bicellular tight junction
Molecular function (GO): structural molecule activity
Source: RefSeq, a predicted model, not a curated record
ACAGAAAAAAUAUUCUAUAGGCUGUCAGCUAAUAUUAGGAAAGAUUAUAUUUAUUUAAAGACAGCAGCACAAACACUUUCUAAAUACUUACAGAUUCCAGCUGAUUUCUUGGCUCUCUGUGAACAUCCAGUUCUUCUUUGUUGAACACCUUUGUACCUGUACAAUUCCUCUUCAUUGCACAUAAACCCAUUCGUGGACUAAAUUGUAUUGAUUUAUUUGCAUGUGUGCAUUACUUGGAUUGCUACAAACAACUGAUGCAAAUUUCAUGUCAAUAGAAAUAUUAGCGAUUGCGCUACUCAAACUCUAAAGUGUGGAAAAAAGAAACUGACAAUCAAAAUCUUAAAUUUCAGAUAGAAAUUAAAGUUGAGUUUCAUCAUCAACAAGGUCUUGAGCAAGGCCAAAACAUUUUUGUUUACAGACAUAUUUCAUUAAGAAUAUGAAAAAUAUAAUUACUAACAUAAACAUUGACCUGAUCAAUACUUAUUGUACCUGCUACCAAUUGUUAAUCAGUUACUUAACUCAUGCAAAACAACAUUUUCUGCAUCAUCGUUCAUAUUUUGAGAAAACUGACUCUCAAAAUUCUUUUUUAUUUUAAUAGCAAUUUAAGUUUGGAAGAUACUUUUUGAGAUGUUACAAAAACAUGGCCAAUAUUUUAGGUUUAAUUCCAUUACGCCUUAUUUAUCUUUCCCUUGUCACAAAAUCCAGAUUGAUUUUCUACAAAUACUCAUAAAGAUCUUCUGUAAAGUACUGAGUUUCUGUCGCUGCGGUCUAUUUAAAGCAUGGGAAAUUUAAGCCGAAACGUUCCAGACAUAAUUGAGGAAAAACCCUCAAAGCUGUUGACAAUGGCAACACCAAACGAGGAAAUAUGAGAAGAGACAAACAAAGGAAAUUUACAACUAUGUACAAGCAAAUUAAUUACAUAUCAAGACUAAUCAAGAAAUAAAUAUAAAAGCUAUCACUGAUAGCAUUCCAAAGAUAAAAGGAAUAAAUAUAAUUUCAGGAUGAAUUAAAACAUUUUAUGUUGUUUUGUGUGUGUGCGUGUUUGUGUUUGUGUGUGUGUAUAUGUGAGGGUGGAAAGGUGUUUGCAUGUUUUAAACCAGUUUUUCUCCUCAGCUGAUGCUGGUCCAGUUAAGCUGGUUUUGUCCCAGGAAACUGAAGUUGGCGUUUCACUUCUGCUCUUCUAAAAAACAUUAGAAACACAGCUACUCUGAAUCCCUGAUAGGUAAUUUACGGCCUUUUCUUUUUGGUUAUUCGGCACAAAUAUGAUGUGCAUCAUAAUAAAUAAAACGUUUGGUAAAAUGUGAGACCAUUUUACCAAAGCAAGGCCAAUUCUCUUAAUUGGCCCUCAAUCUCAAUCUCUCUUAAUUUAAUCCUGCAUUUUGUUUCGUUCAUUUAUAGUUAAAUGAAAAUUGGUUUCACCUAAACAAUCAAGAGAGACGAUGGGAGUGGGGAUGGAUUAUGCCACUUCUUUCUGUCACCCUCCUCCUCCUUCUUUCCCCAGUAGAAUAGGUGUGGCACAUGUACGCCUGACCAGUAGCACAGCGACAGACGGUCAGGUGACAGGAAAGAAAGCGCUCGCUCACAUAGAGGGACAUGUUGAGAAGGGGAGGGACAGUAACAGAUGGAAAUAUCCUGUAAACAAAUGAAGUACAGCUGAACUAAGACACACCUGGAACUUCACAAAAGGAUAGCAGAGGAACCGAAACUGUCAGCAGUCUACGUUGAACACUCCAGAUAAGUUCAUGGUUAGAGGGGAAGGCAUGUGAAAAAGGCAGCACAUGUUGAGGACUGACAAAGAUAGCAGAGAAGAGCGAGAGAGAGCGACACUGAAGGCAAAACAAGCACUGCAGGGAUCAAGAGAGGCUCUUCUUAAAGGUCUGAGAGGAUUUUUCCAGCAGCUUCAAAGAUCUUCCCAUCAUGGCCUCAAUGGGGAUGCAGCUGCUGGGCAGCAUCCUGUGCCUCCUGGGCUGGGUUGGGGUCUUCACCAGCUGUGUGCUGCCUAUGUGGAAUGUGACCGCCUUCGUGGGCAGCUCCAUUGUGACCUCUCAGAUUAUCUGGGAGGGCAUCUGGAUGACUUGUGUGGUUCAAAGCACAGGAUAUAUGCAGUGCAAACCCUAUGAGUCCCAGCUGGCUCUCAGCACCGACAAGCAGGCCGCCAGGACGCUCAUGAUCCUCGCCAUCGCUACAGGCAUGAUUGGCCUCAUCCUGGCCUUCGUGGGUGGAAAAUGCACCCGCUUCUUGGAUGAAGAAGGAAGUGGUGCGAAGGAGAAAGUGGCCAUAACAGCAGGGGCGGUGCUGAUGAUCACAGGGCUCCUCUGUUUGAUCCCAACGGUGUGGGCGGCCGCGACGGUGGUGAAGAACUUCUACAGCACAUCCAUAGACGCUCUGAAGAUGGAGCUGGGAGCUUGCCUCUACAUUGGCUGGGGGGCAGCGUUUCUGCUCAUCCUGGGAGGGGGUCUGUUCAUGAAGUCCUCUUGCCAAGGCAAAGCCCACGACACGGACAAGAGCCCCUCAGCUCGCUACGUGGUAGUCCGAUCCUCUAAUGGAUCCUCUCGCGCUGGCUCCCGUCUCUCCAGGGUGCCGACGGCGCUGGCUCAACCCAUCAAACGCAUGUCGCCCAGGCCCCAAAGCUCUGGGGCGCCACCCUCCUAUCCUCAGCUGUUCUCUAGGCUGGGAUAUGAUGUCGAAUCCCAGCAGAACGUGAGAGAGGAUUCAGAGAGAUCCUGGGCUCCAUCGACAAAGUCUCAGAUGAAAAGGUCCGAGUCGAGAAAGUCCGAACACAGCGACGCGCCAUCAACAAAGUCUCAGUUGAAACGAGCUGAAAUGGAUGAAACUUUAUCAGCUGCCAGUGAAAAUGAAGACGCAGCAGCAAACCCAGAGAAAACAUACCUGUAAUAUGAGCACUAGAAGGAAGACUUCAGUUUACAUUUAGUUUGCAGUUACUUAGUAGUUCAAUGUUUUAUAGAUGAUAAUGUUUCAUUUUGAUAUAAUUAUUAUUUGUUGUGUUUAAUGUGAAGGACGUUUAUCAAAAUGAAGGAGACAAAAAUAAAAUGUAACAUUUUAUGUGCGCAUGUACUGAUUGUCACAAGUAAAACAAGUGAAGUAUGUACAACUUGUGAUGAAUGAACUUGUUUAACUUGAAUUGUUGGUUUUAACUUGCCAUGGUAAUGUGAGAUAUUACACUGCAUCAACUGUUUUUUAGUGUUUUAAUGCACUGAAUAAAUUUUUAUGUAAUAUUUUACCUCAGGUUUUGGGGUUAUAUUUUUACUUUAUCUUUCAAAUACAUAGCAACUUGAAUGACUAUGAUUCUUUUUACUUCUUUUUUAUUACUUUAUACACUUAAAUGUGUGGAAAUAAAUGCUCUUCCUAUUACACAACAAAGGUUUCUGUAAAUACUUUUCAUCAAAGCAUUUAAUUGUGAUUAUAUUUUUAUUUUAUUUAAGCAUAUAACAGAAAAUGUAUUGCCAAUUUAUUUUUCAAUAAAUGCAAAAUGUGAACGAA